This is a messenger RNA of Pungitius pungitius (ninespine stickleback), 5431 nucleotides long. RefSeq names its product cingulin-like 1 (gene cgnl1). Gene Ontology annotation, biological process: protein localization to cell-cell junction. Gene Ontology annotation, cellular component: myosin complex; bicellular tight junction. The record is from RefSeq and is a predicted model, not a curated record. Bases 211 to 4161 code for a protein of 1316 amino acids. The transcript is spliced from 19 exons. Lineage: Eukaryota; Metazoa; Chordata; Actinopteri; Perciformes; Gasterosteidae.
GCUGAAACAGUCUUCUCCCCUGAAAGCCAGACACAACUAAAUAAGUUAGCACGCAGGGGCCGUGUGGGCAUCUUUGCACAACCUUUCCUCUUUUAUAAAUCAUUAGAAACAAGCGCUCGUAUGACCUGCGAUCGCUGACCGGGGGGAGAACGACGCCGAGGUGGACCUCCUGAUCCACAGAGUGGGAUUCCUUUUCCUUCUGCAUUCCUGAUGGAGUCGUACAGAGUCUCUGGCAUUCCUAACAGUGGACCGCAGCGGGGCCACGCUCCCCUGUCCCGCCCCUCCAGGCCACACAGCAAUGGAGCUGGUACAUACGGUCUCAGCAUCCGAGUCCAGGGUAUCGAUGGACACCCAUAUGUUGUUCUCAACAACCAGGACAGGGCUCCGCAAUCCUUAAUGGACCCGAACGGUAAUGGGCACGUUGACACCGAGGGCUCCUUUAUUGAGAACUAUCAAGAGUAUGAUUUCAGUGGAGGAAAGGAGGCUGGAUCCAACAGCCCCUUCAUGGAGUUCAGGGGUCAGAAAAUGACUCAAAAUGGCACCGCAGAUUCACUAGGAAAGAAAACGUCCUCCCUCCUGAACUUUCAGAAGCACCCUGAGAUACUGCAGCCGUAUGAUCCAGAGAAUAACUCCCUAAACCUUGAUGGUCGCCACAGCCUGCCUUCGAGGCCUCUUCCUCUGGCUGAAGCAGGGAACAAACACCAGAGUUCCUCCUCCAGACCUGGUGGCGUUGCGCGGCCCAGCGCCACGGCAUCAAGCCUGGAGAGGAGCAACGCUCCUGCGCAUCAAGAAAAAAGGUAUCUUCCGUCCAAGAGUCUGAAUGAGACAGCCCUUCCUAAGCCAAAGUCACAGCCCCCGGCUUUGCCUCCAGCCCAGCUGGCUCCGUCACCGGCAAGGCCUCAUUCACAAGUGGCCCAGCCCCAGUCCAAACCUCAUCUUACCAACUUAAAUCCACCGCAGUCCAAGACAGGCUCCAAAACGCAGCAGCAUCCGGGGCCUCAAGCCGAGCCACAGCCCGUCAAAGCGCCGCGUCCGACAAGUGAGCAGACCAAGACCUCACCCAGAUUCCCCACUUUGACGACCGGCACCAACUCCAGCCUUGAGCGCACUCGGCGUGAGCCCGAUGUCCUUCCUCUACGCAGGACCGACUCCAGCGAUCCAGUUCUUCAGCCCUCCUCCCGUUCCCGCCACUCCUCCUGCUCCUCCACCUCAAAGGCUCCCGGGGACGAGCAGAUGGACGCCCUGUACGCCGACACGAUCAAUCGCCACGAGAACCGCCGCUAUAUCCCUUUCCUCCCAGGUUCAGGCAGAGACAUUGACACAGGCUCCAUUCCCGGGGUCGAUGAACUCAUUGAGAAGUUUGACGGCAAAGACGGCAGCUGCCAGCGCAGGGGCAGGGCCGGCCGCAGGAACAGGAUCAAUCCCGACGACAGGAAGCGCUCGCGCAGCGUGGACAGUGCCUUCGGCCUACGAGACGGCCCCAGCCACGUGGACGGGUUUAGCCGGCAGCGAGGCACGUCCACGGAGCACGUCCUGCGGCCCUCACAGCUGCGGCUGCAGAAAGCCGGCGGCCUAACGGCUGUAGACGGUCGGGGCGGCCCAAGGGCUCCAUCGCUGGUCGCCAGCGCGCCUGGCUCCCCUCAGAGCACCGCCUCUAACGAUGUAGGCGCUGCAGAGGGUUGCAACAAGCCUCAAACUCUCACUCCUUCGCUACCAUUCAAAAGCAACAAAAGUCAGGAUGCUGGCUCCUCAGCUGGAAAGGUUUCGGCAACGUCACGGCCAUCGUUGUCAUCCAGUCCUUCUUCCACCGCCAACACCAAACCCACGAAGGAGGCAGAUGCUCAGGCAACUCCUGAUCUUUUGAAAGGUCAACAGGAGCUUUCACAACAAACACAUGAAGAGACAGCAAAACAAAUUCUCUUCAAUUACCUGAAGGAUGGGAGCACUGAUAAUGAUGAAACGACAAAGAGGAAGGUCAACCUCGUCUUUGAGAAGAUACAAACGUUGAAGUCUCGGGCCACUGCGGGCGCACAAGGUGACAACAAGUCUCUGGACUUUGGUGCACUGACCAAAGCUCUGCAGGAGCAAAAUGAGGAACUGGGGAACGAAAUGGCCGAACUGAAGAGAAAACUUGAGGACCAAACUACGAAGAAUGAGGCUGACAAGAAGACCGUUGCAGGUCUGAAGAAGCUGCAGCAGGAGCUGGAGCGGAGCAUGGAGGAGUGCAGGCGCCUGAAGGAGGAGCUGGCCAAAGCAGAGGUCGAGCUGCAGGCUACAGUGGAAGAGCUGUUCCAGGUGAAGAUGGAGAGGGAGCAACACCAGACAGAAAUCAGAGACCUGCAGGACCAGCUGUCCGAGAUGCAUGAUGAGCUCGACCUCGCCAAGAAGUCAGCCGCAGAUGAAGAGAGAGACCUCGUCAUGGUGGACAUGAUACAACUAAAAGUGGAGAUGCAGGAAGUUCUUUUAGCCAAGGAAGAGCAAGAAGAGGUGCUGAGGAGAAGAGAGAGGGAGCUCACAGCUCUGAAAGGAGCCUUGAAGGAGGAAGUGGCCGCCCAUGAUCAGGAGGUGGACAAGAUGAAGGAUCAGUAUGAGAAGGAAAUAAGCAGGCUGCAGACAUCUUUGGUGGAGGCCAAGCAGAGCAGCGCGGCAGCGGUCCGUGAGAGGGCUGAAGUGGAGGCGGCCAAGGGCGCAGUGGAGGGCCAGGCAGGACGCCUGAACCUGGAGGCCGAGCGGCUGCGAAGGCGUGCGCAGGAGCUGGAAAACGAGGUGGCCAAACUCAACCGCAUCAUCGAUGAGGCCAAGCUACAGGAGAGCAGGCAGAGCGACAGAGCCGGCCGACUGCAGAGAGAGAAAAAGCAAUUGGAAGAAUCUUUGGCUGAAAUUAAGGAGCAAGAAGAGGAGUUGUCACGUGCCAACCGAGCGUUGUCAAUUCGGUUGGAGGAUGUGCAGAGGAACUUCUCUAAACUGAGUGCUGAGCACAAGUACUUGGAGGAGAGGUUACAAGAAGAGAGGAGUCAGAAGGAACAGUUCAAGCACAUGAAGAACGACGUAGAGGACGAGAGGGAGAUGCUGGACCGCACAGUGGAGAAACUCCAGAGGGAAAUGGACGACAUUGUGGUGGCGUCCCAGGCGUCCACUCUGGAGCUCCAGGAGCAGAUCGAUAUUUAUAAAGAGAACAACCGUAAGGAGCUGACUGAUCUGCAGAGGCUUCUGAAGGAACGAGGACAGGAGUUGGAAAAGUGCCUACUGACCACCAAAACCCUGCAAGAAGAGUUGUCAGUCCGGGAGGAGGACCUGCUGCAGUGUCAGAGGAAACGAGACGAGGCCGUACUCAGGGAGACGACUCUGGAGAAAAAGUGUCAUGAUCUGGAGCUGGAGGCCACCAAAAAGGCCCACGCCAAAGACGAGAAACUUCGACACGUCAAACUUUUAGAGGACAGGAUUGCUCAGCUGGAGUUGGACCUGGAUGAGGAGCGUCAGAGUGGAGACCAGCUGAUGAACAGGAUAGACCGAGGGAGAGAGCAGGUGGAGCAGAUGAGGAAUGAACUCCUGCAGGAGAGGGCUAGCAAACAGGACCUGGAAGGUGACAAGAUGGCUCUGGAGAGACAGACCAAAGAGCUGAAGAGCAGAUUGGCUCAUUUAGAGGGCUCCCACAAGUCCAACAAAGAGGGCCAGGUAUCGCAGCUGGAGGAGCACAUACAGGAGUUGGAGGCGAGGCUGGAUGCAGAGGAAAGGGAGCGGGCCAACCUGCAGCUGGUGAACCGCAGGCUAGAAAGGAAGGUCAAAGAAAUGAUAAUGCAAGGUGAAGAAGAGCACAACUCAAUACAAGACCAAAAGGAUCAGUUGAAUCUGCGCCUAAAGGCCUUAAAAAGGCAGAUGGAUGAAGCUGAAGAAGAGAUCGACCGACUGGAGAACAGCAAGAAGAAGCUGCAGAGAGACCUGGACGAGCAACAGGAGGCCAACGAGCAGCUCCAGAGUCAACUCAAAACUCUGCGAAGCGAGAUCCGACGUAAGGGCACCUCUGCGCCGCUGCUCAACACGCUGGGCGACGACGACGACGACGAUGACAUCAGCACCGACGGGGAAACCUACUUCAGCUCAUCACUGGGGUACAAACGCUCGUCAAGUCAGGACAACAUCUUGUCAACCUUCACUCUGUAAGCAAAGCCGAGGGUGGUGGAUAAAACCGCUUCGUGACGCAUCGCUGACGGCCCGAACAGCUGGAGCUCAGUGCCAGGUUCUCUUUGGAGAAUGACUGUAGAUAUUACACCCAAACGUCUGUGUGAUUCAUUAUGUAUACGGUCUCCACGUCCAUAGAUUCACUCAGUAUUAUUUGAGCAGCUUUGAGUUUAACGGAUGAAAUCAUAAAACUUUGAUGUUUUUGAUUAUCCCGUAGAUUUUAAAUGUAUAUACUGUUUAAUUUGGUGUUUUCUACAUUCUCAAAUGAAGUUUUGUGUUAAAGUUUUAUUCCGAGUGCAUUCUCCUUUGUUACAAAUGGAUUACAUAUGAUUAGCGUUGUAUUAGUUGACGGACUCUUUGAUGCACUGUAAAGCAAUGCAACCAUUACUGCCUUUGUGAACAAUAUGUGGUUAUUAACCCUCAGCUUUCAUGCCUGUCAAAUAUGUUGAAUUUACCUUCAGUAUAUGAACAUUCAUUUUUAUAUCAUUCAGUUAAAUUAAACCUAUUUACUUUUGUUGUAUCAAUUGAAAUCAAAUCUGAGUAUAUGAAGUGAUGAGUGCCUGUAUGCUUUUCUUAUUUAUUCACUGUUUAACACAAUUUCCUGGCUCAGUGAGGGCUUUAGUAAAUGAGGGACUUUGUACACAUCCAUUUUCAUAUACAUUUUGAUACAUCAUGAAAAUAUCAUCAACAUCAUCCUUAAAUUUGAUCAAACACAUUACUCCAAAUAUUAGUAAAAUCACCGCAUUGCUUUAAUAUCUACUACAACACGCUGCUUUGUUCAAUCAUGUGACAAUACUUUGAUUAACUUGUCUUCUUUUGAUUAUUGAUCAUGAAUCAGACGUUUAGCAGUUACAGCACUAAACAAAACCGCGUAUAUUAAAUAACAUGGAAACACUUCUCUUGCUUUGUCUCUGAAUGGGCGAUGUUGAUGCUGAACAUGGCUUAACUUCUUGUUUAAACUCCUAUAUGUGUGUUUGAAUUAUGUCCCUGCACAUACAACCUUAUGAUUAAGUGUACAUGUGCAAACCUCUAUUUGUCUUUGAACUAAAUAAGGGAUUUUCUAAAAAAAGAGAUAAACUGACUCAUUGUUUUGCUGUUCUGUGAUGAUUUGCACUCUGUCGGCUCUGUGCUGAACAUGAGUGUGACCACACGAGGUGGACUGAGAAAAGUUACUGCCACUACCUCUCUGUACACAUUUGUAUGUUCACAAAUCCUGCUGAGACUAAAAUAAAGUUACUUCCAGUUACUCUCA